This is a messenger RNA of Branchiostoma floridae (Florida lancelet), 1299 nucleotides long. Its product is annotated as beta-galactoside alpha-2,6-sialyltransferase 2-like. The record is from RefSeq and is a predicted model, not a curated record. Gene Ontology annotation, molecular function: sialyltransferase activity. The transcript is spliced from 6 exons. The coding region runs from base 186 to 1268 and encodes 360 amino acids. Lineage: Eukaryota; Metazoa; Chordata; Leptocardii; Amphioxiformes; Branchiostomatidae.
AAAGCUUCCUAUAAUAAGAAUGGUAGAUUCCAUUGCGACAAUGUCUAUCCGUGCAAGCUGUGUUUUGCGGCUAAGAUUAUGUCCAUAAAAGUUCACAAUCCUCCUCACAAUAUGUGACGCAUUUUGCAGACGUGGCCAGUGUGUGAUGUCAGUAGGACUGCCUUCGCCACGUCGCCAGUGAAAGGAUGACGACAAAAUGGGUGUUUGUCCUUAUCACCAUGGUUACGGUCACUGCCGUAUUCUGCUUGUACGUAACACGACAUAUCUUCUACGUCGAGAUGGUCGGAACGAAGGCCAGGGCAAAAUGGAUACCGGCGUAUGCUAAACAUCGAGGAAUACAUUCAGAUGACUUCAGAGAUAACCGAACAACAGCAACAACAUCAACAAAAACAACAACAACAACAACAGAUAGGAAGACAACAGAUGAACCAUCCCUCAGUAGUGAAGCCAGACGACUCCUCUGUAGUCUCCAGUCUUCGGCCAGCUUCCGCACGCUUCCGACAGACGAGCCUCCGUGGAGACAGCUGGGGUACGGGGACAUCCAGGCCAGGCCGGGGCUUCUACAGCUGUACGCAGGUGGUUUUCGCACCUGCGCAGCUGUCAUGAGCUCAGGAGCAAUGCUGGGCUCACGGCUAGGAAAGGACAUAGAUUCCCACGAUGCAGUUUUGAGGUACAACAGUGCCCCUACGAAACGUUACCAGUCUGAUGUGGGUAGUAAGACCACCCUGCGUCUCAUGAACUCACAGGUCGUCGUGAAGCAGUCCAAGUACCACUGGUUCACCGACCCCCGGUACCGUAAUGUCACCAUGGUACUGUGGGACCCCAUGUCGUAUGGUGGUACCAUGGCGGAGUGGUAUAAGAAGCCAGAUUUCAACCUGUUUCCCGCGUACGAAAAGCGUAGACGUGCCUCCCCUCGGGAACACCUGUACAUCAUGGACCCUCGCUAUCUGUGGGAACUGUGGGAAGUUCUACACCGAAACACGAGAGAAAAGAUCGUCAGGAACGUACCAUCCUCUGGCUUCAUGGGUAUCCACCUGUUGCUGUCACUAUGUGACACAGUAGAUGUGUAUGAGUACGUCCCCUCUAAGAGAGAGACACAGAGAUGUCACUACUAUGGGGAGGAGAUGGACAUCGCCUGUACGUACGGAGCAUAUCACCCCCUCAGAGCAGAGAAGGAGCUCAUCAAGAAGUUAAACAUAGGACCUGAGGAAGAUGUAAGGAAUAAAGGGAAAAUAACUUUACCUGGUUUUGGAAGUAUUCAGUGCUAGGGAUAUCUAUGUGCAGUUACUAGGAAGAAAA